AUGGCACCCUCUCUCUGGCGCAGGCCGGGCACAAAGACCUUUCAGCUCGUUCACCGCUCCCAGCGCGACCCGCUCAUUAACGACCCCUCGGCAUCCGACCGCGUGCUCAAGCUCGUAGACAGGUCCCAAAAGAAGCACCGCGGCGAUGGAGCCACUUCGUACGCCGCUUCCGAGUUUGCCGGUGUCGAGGACGACGAGGAGGAUGCCAAGCUUGCGGCUGGGGAUGCCGCAGCUUACGGUAUCUUCUACGACGACGCCGACGAAUACGACUACCUCCAGCACUUGCGAAGCGUUGGCGGCGGUGGCGAGAGCUACCUGAUCGAGGCGCCCUCUCAACAGGACUCGAAGCACAAGGGCAAGGGGAAGGCGAAAGAGCUGGGCGGAUUCGAGCUGUCGGAGGAGGCGCUUCGGAGGCAGGACGCCCAGCAGAGCGGCGCGCCUGCACCCUUCGAGAUGCCCGAGGACGUCUUGCCGUCCCACCCGCUCGACGAGGUCUCGUACGACAAGAUCAUGGCGUCCAAGGCCCCCGAGCGCGGGCUGAUGCCCGACCUCGACCCGAGCAUUCGUGAGGUUCUCGAGGCGCUCGACGAUGAGGCGUAUGCUGCCGACGACGGGGCGGGGACGGACGACGAGGACGAGUUCUGGAACGGCGUGCUCGAGGGUGGAGAGGUGCAGGACAAGAGCGAGCAGGUUUGGGAGGAUGACGAGGCGGAAGGGGUCGCCGAGGGCGUCGAGAAGCUCGCGCUGGAUGGGGAGGAGGGAGCGGGAGGCGCAGACGACCAGUGGGCGGCGCUCAAGCGGUUCAAGGCGGCGGGCGGAGCGGGCGCCGCCGCGUCGGACGACGAGGACGACGAGGACUACGGUUCGGAGGGCGGCGACACCAUCGCCGACUUGCGCGCGACGCUCGCCACGGCGAAGCGACCAUCUCGCAAGAGCGGAAUGAGCGCCGCGGGCUCGGCGUUCUCCAUGUCCAGCUCGGCCAUGUUCCGCAACGAGCAGCUGCGAACGCUCGACGACCGCUUCGACCAGAUCGAGAAGCUGUACGAUGAGGAGUCGGACGACUCGUGGGGCGAAGGCUCAGACGACGACGAAGGACCCGACCCCUCCAUCCUCCCUCAAGGUGCCGCCCGCGACGACCUCGAGCGCAUCAUGGACGACUUCCUGGCGAAGUACGAAGUCAUCGGCGGCAAGUACCGACCGGCGCUUGAGCCUCUCGCGGGCGGCGGCGCAGGAGACGACUCGAUCGCUGCGAACACCUCGCGGUUGGACCGAUUGCGGGCGGAGUUGGCGAAGCUGGAUUUGGGUGAGGAGGAAGAGGGAGAGGAUCCCGAGGUGACGGCGCGGCGACGAGAGAAAGAGCGGAUUUUGGCGAUUGUUGAGCGGCAGCAGCUGGAGGAGUCGAGCAGGAAGAAGAAGGACCGGCUGCCGAUGGUCACCAUCAUUGAAGACCAGCAGAAGGAGCGAUGGGACUGCGAGACGGUGCUCAGCACCUACUCGAACCUCUCGAACCACCCUCGCAUGCUCCGCCUUCGCGACUCACGGGGUCCCCAGCCUGCACAGAUCAAGAUUGACCCGAAGACUGGAUUCCCUACGGUCAACGGCGAGACUGUCUUUGACGGUCGACCAAGCGCGAAGAAGGACGGAGACACGAUCAUGGAGGAGGACGAGCCGGAAGAGGACGAGGAAGAGGAGGAGGAGUAUGUCAUCCGCGAGACUGUCAAGCGACCACGAGCCGAGACCGCCGACGACAAGAAGGCUCGCAAGGCAGCAGUGAAGGCGGAGCGAGCAGCACGGCGGCAGGAGAAGAAGGGUACGAAGGAGGCGUUCGAGAGCGAGACGAAGCGGCAGAAGCGGAUUCAGGGGCGGAGGGUCGCGGAGGGAGGUGCGGCGGACAUCCGGUCCGGACAAGUUGGUGUGCGCAGGCUUGCUUAG
Messenger RNA from Rhodotorula toruloides NP11, 1932 nucleotides. Its product is annotated as low temperature viability protein. The record is from RefSeq and is a predicted model, not a curated record. Gene Ontology annotation, cellular component: nucleus; preribosome, small subunit precursor; cytosol. The transcript is spliced from 5 exons. Gene Ontology annotation, biological process: ribosomal small subunit export from nucleus; ribosomal small subunit biogenesis. Bases 1 to 1932 code for a protein of 643 amino acids. Lineage: Eukaryota; Fungi; Basidiomycota; Microbotryomycetes; Sporidiobolales; Sporidiobolaceae.